Molecule: messenger RNA, 694 nt
Organism: Argentina anserina (silverweed cinquefoil)
Lineage: Eukaryota; Viridiplantae; Streptophyta; Magnoliopsida; Rosales; Rosaceae
Product: ethylene-responsive transcription factor ERF022-like
Exons: 1
Coding region: 47-631 (194 amino acids)
Biological process (GO): regulation of DNA-templated transcription
Molecular function (GO): DNA-binding transcription factor activity; DNA binding
Source: RefSeq, a predicted model, not a curated record
CCCUCUCGUUUCCCACAGAAUAUACCUCCUCUCUUCUUUCUCGUACAUGACCCAACAAACUAAUCAAACUCUUCCGGCAGAUAUGAAGGAAGCACAUGAGCCUGCAGCCAAGUACAGAGGCGUACGCAAGCGAAAAUGGGGAAAAUGGGUGUCCGAAAUCCGGGAGCCGGGAAAGAAAACCCGGAUAUGGCUAGGAAGCUACGAGGCCCCAGAAAUGGCAGCCGCGGCCUAUGAUGCGGCGGCAUUACACCUCAGAGGACCAGGGGUGUUGCUUAACUUUCCUGAAAUGGUUGAUAGUCUUCCAAGGCCAGCGAGUUCGAGUCCCUCGGACGUGCAGUUGGCGGCUCAAGAGGCGGCAAUGAGGUUAAAGACACUGCCAAUGGGUUCGGUUUCGACGGAAGUGGCUGGUGGUUCGAGUGGUGGCGCGGCACCGGUGACAGUGGGAUUGUCGCCGAGUCAAAUUCAGGCGAUAAAUGAGUCGCCAUUGGACUCGCCUAAGAUGUGGAUGCAGUACGUGUACAUGUCUGAUAGUGAUGAGGCUUUGUUUUUUGAGGACUUGUCGUCGUCUAUGGGUUUCUUUGAUGAUCAUGACAAUGUUCUGCAGCAUCAAUAUUCCAUCUGGGAUUCUUAGUUUGGUACUUUUCAUAUACUAUAUAAAUGAUGAUAUAAUAAAUAAUUAGCAGUUAACUAGGGA